CGUAUCAGCCUGUGUCAGGGCUUUUCCACUAUAGUGCUGCAUUUUGAUGUCGCCCAGGCGGAUAACAUAAGCUGCUGCUAGCACUGACCUCGCUCUCAUUUAUUUAUUUUUUUACUGUUUAUUAAUGUUGAAGAAGCAGAAUGACAUCUACUCAACAGUGGCUACUCGCCGGUUUUGCGCUUCUUUAUAUUUCUGGAGCAGUUGAAUCCAAAAGGAAUUUUAAAUGCCCUUCAGGAUGCUCCUGCUCCAAGGAGACGAUCAUCUGCGUCGGUGCUUCACAAGUCCCACGGACCAUACCGAAUGAGAUCAACUCACUGAGCAUGGUAAAUGGAUCUAUUGCUGAAAUUACUGAGGGGAUGUUUUCACUAAUGCCUUCUCUGCAGCUGUUACUUCUAAAUGCAAAUUCUUUGACCACAAUCAAAGAUGAUGCUUUCUCUGGUCUUCCACAUCUAGAAUAUUUGUUCAUUGAAGGAAACAAGAUUGACACUCUCACCAAAAAUGCCUUUCGUGGUCUACGAGAUUUGACUCACCUCUCCCUGGCCAAUAACCAGAUGAGGUUUCUGCCAAGAGAUCUCUUUUUUGACUUGGAUUCGUUGCUAGAACUGGACCUACGAGGCAACUCUUUCCAGUGCAGUUGUGAAAACAAGUGGCUGAUGACAUGGCUGAAAAACACGAACGCUACGGUAUCAGAUGUCUUCUGCGCAGGGCCCAGUGACAUGAAGGGCAAGCGGCUCAGUGACCUUCCUAUUCCACCGGGCGAGUGCAUCUCCACGGACUUUGUGCGUCAUCAGUCCAUUCCUAUUCAGUCCAUGUCAUCAGACAUAUUCUCCUUUAAAGAGGACAUCUACGUGGCGAUGGCUGCCCCGAACUCCAACAGCUGUGUGGUCAUGGAGUGGGAUCACAUUGAAAUGAACUUCAGAAAAUUUGAUAAUAUCACAGGGAAGUCUGUUGUUGGAUGCAAGUCGGUCCUGAUUGACAACCAUGUCUUGAUAAUUGUCACCCAGCUCUUUGGUGGCUCCCACAUUUACAAGUUUGAUGAUCAACAGAACAAGUUCACCAAGUUUCAAACUAUUGAGGUCUUCAACAUCUCAAAGCCAAAUGACAUUGAGGUCUUCCAAAUAGAUGGCGAUUGGUAUUUUGUGAUUGUGGACAGCUCCAAGGCAGGACUGUCAACGCUGUACAAGUGGACCAACCAACCUGACCGCAACGAAACAGGUUUUUACUCCUACCAGUUUCUCCAUGAGUGGUUUCGUGACACAGAUGCUGAGUUUGUCGAAGUGGAUGGGAAGUGCUACCUCAUCUUAGCCAGUCGGUCUCAGUCACCUGUCAUCUUCCUGUGGAACAAAAGCACCCUGAAGUUCAUACUUCACAGUGAAAUCCCAAAUGUCGAUGACGUGGUGGCAGUCAAAGCUUUUCGGGAGGAAGAUGAGUUGUAUCUGGCCAUGACAUGCUACAUCGGUGACUCCAAAGUCCUCAAAUGGACCAAUAAGCAGUUCACUGAGGUGCAGGCUCUGCCCUCUCGAGGAGCGAUGAUCCUCCAACCUUUCACAUUCACAGACAGACACUAUCUUGCUCUUGGCAGCGAUUACUCUUUCACACAGAUCUACCUCUGGGAUGUGGAGACUAAAACCUUCCACAAGUUCAAGGACAUUUAUGUGCAGUCACCUCGGUCAUUCACAGUCGUGACCACUGACCGGAGGAAUUUCAUCUUCUCUUCCAGCUUAAAGGGCAAAUCAAUGGUUUUUGAGCAUAUUAUUGUAGAUUUAAGCUUAUAGUGCCUAUAGCAGAAUCAUUACUAAUCACAGUAUGAGUUGGUCACUCAGAUCAACAUUGCGCGUAUGCUACAAAGGAGUCUCAAACGCUGUAUAUCUUCCUUAUGCAACUAGAUAAAACUUUCUUGGUUUGAGACAAACAUUUUUUGGAAAGUUUCUGCAACUCAUAUGCAUUUCGAGCAAUUAUGGUGGUACAAUUAAUAACAGACCUCAAGUAAUUAACUUAAAACUGAAGGCUGACAGAAAUAUAAAACAAUGGCAACAUUUGAUAUGUUAACAGCAUGAAGAUGAUUUUUAUUGCAUACUAUAUCUUAAGAGGUGCUGGCUUUUAUUUAUUUCAGUUCUGCUGAGCUAAUGGGUGUCCACUCCAACUAUGACGACCUGGGAGUAUAACCUGGUCACCCCACACAGGGAGUAAAGAAGUGGCCAUUCAUGUGAAAGUUGUUUACCACUGCAAGCUAAACGGUUACCCUAAAAUGCUCUAAACUCUGUAAAUGAAGUGAUUUGUUUGAAAUAACUGAGCAGCCAGUGGAGAUUUUGAAGCCAUCUAAUCCCAGUAACUCUUAUGACUGAUGAUUUAAAUGUGCAUGAUGCAGAGGUUUUCUUAUUUACCAAAAUUACAGCAGAAUGUAAAUAAAAUGAGCUUUAAGUGCACAACAUUUAUAACAAGCUACUGUAUGAACAGAGUGCCUGAUUAGUGGCAAAACUAAAUAUAAUUUACUCCUGAUUCCUAUGCAAAAUGUGUGAUACUAAGUGUUGCUGCAAUCACAAGGAUAGUUGUGAGCUGUUAUAUAACUUGAAAUGACAUUUACAUGGUCGUAAGCCAUAAAAGUGUGCUCUUUUCUUUACUGAUCUUUUGAUAUUUUUCAUGCACUGUACAGAUUUAAUUACAGUCUGUUGGGCUUUGAACAUUUCACAUAACAAAGGCAUGAUGUGCAACUUGAGCCAUGGUCUUUCACAACUGUCAAACUGCUGAAUUCAUCAAAUGCUAACAAGAUUUGAAGAAGAAAUCUGUUUUUGUCGGGAUUUCAGAUUUCUUGAAAAAGACAGUAAUGCCUUUAUCCCCUAUGUCCUACCUAAUAAUGAUGUGUUUAUUUUCCACUCUGCUACCCUUUGGCAAUGAGGAAGAACAGAUCUUUUACACAGCGCUACAGCUACAGCCUUCUGUCCUAUGUAAG
Molecule: messenger RNA, 2950 nt
Organism: Seriola dumerili (greater amberjack)
Lineage: Eukaryota; Metazoa; Chordata; Actinopteri; Carangiformes; Carangidae
Product: leucine-rich repeat LGI family member 2-like
Exons: 8
Coding region: 141-1775 (544 amino acids)
Biological process (GO): inhibitory synapse assembly
Molecular function (GO): protein binding
Source: RefSeq, a predicted model, not a curated record